AUGGUGACGGAUGUGCAGGUCGCUGGACCUUCGAGAGCUCCGACGUCCCGUUCUAAUCGGCGCCCUUCGACUUCUCCGGACCACCGACGACGACCCGACAAUAUCAAUAAAGCAGGACGCAUUGGUGGAGCACCUGCCUCUGCUUCGUUUCUGAGGCUCGACACAGACGCGCCCGCUGUCCUACAAGCUUUCUCCCGUGGAGCAGCCGAUUUACAGGUUGCGCCAUUGAAUUUCAAUCGACGACAUCGCCGCAAGAGCCAGAGUAUGACGAGGAUUGAGACGGAGAUGACGGAUUACAAACGAGACGCGGCGCGCACCUUCGACGCGUCUGUGAUGCACGUUCCUCAAGCACAUUAUCUGCAAGGGAGUAUCGAACCCUGUAUUACGCGACGUCAAAGUCUGCCUGAUACUUCCCUGUCAUCAGAGGCGGGGGAUGGAAGUUUGAAACGCCUCCCGAGACCGCUACCCCCAGUACCUCGAGAGGUCUCCCGACCUGGCUCCCCAGCUUCGUCGAUUUCUUCCUUCAGUUCUGCUAGUUGCCCUCGACCUCUGCCUACUCCUCCAAAUCAGUCUCCUGCCAAUGCGAUCUCUCCAAUCACUUUUACACCAGCUACUCCUCUAACGUCCCCGGACGACACGUUUCCUGUGCUCUCUACACCACCUCGUACGACUAAGAAGCUUCUCGUACCUCCGUGCUCACCACCCGAAACGGACCCGGCAAACGCAGCCCCGCUCUCCCCCCUCUCAAUUAUCACAGACCUCUCAAACAUUUCCCGUGCGACGUCUGGUGUAAGUCCUCGCAGCCCGCGCGGAACAGGCCCUGCAGCACGCAAGCGUCACCAAAUACACGCGUCCCCUUACAAAUUAGCUCGUAACCCAACGCGUUUCAGCACAACUUCUCUUUCUUCUCAAAUAUCUGUCCCUCCCGUCCCACCAGCCGCAGAACUACGUCGACGGAACCGCGACAAGAUGGCAAAGCUCAUUCGCGUACUCGGUGAAAGUCCCCCCACCGAACUCGUAUUCCCCACAGAAUACGACGAUCGUACCUCUUCCGAUUUCGGAAAAGGAAAACGAGGAGGAAGAGGAAGAAGAGGGGGAAGGGAAUCUACAGACACGAUUAAGGAAGAACCCGCAGAGUUCCACGUUCCGAAAGUCCUAGAACCCUUACGUCGAAGUCUGAGCCUUAACGAUUCGUCAAGUAGCGUCUUCGGCAAGAUGAAGAAAUCCCUCUCUGACCCUGAUGCAGGUCACGGCGUCCGCGUACAGUCUCCCACGGCUCCAACCUCAACAACAACUUCCUCUCGCCUAAAUCUCAAUCCGCCUUCUUCGUUCCUCCGGUUACGAACGAAAAAAGGAAGAGCAGACAUCGAUAAAGCGCCUCGAUACGUCGUUUCGUUAUUCGGUACAGCUGAGUCAGGGGCUGCUUCGACGACGACGACGUCUGAUGGAACCGGAACUGGGACUGGGACUGGGACUGAGAGGUUGACGUUCAAGUUGAAUGCAGCUACGCCGAAGAUGAAGCCUACAGGCUCGUAUUUACGUGGAGCGUAUAAGACGGAUGCGAAACCUGUUGAGGUGAAACUUCCGCCUUUGCCUUUACCGACUAUGAACCCGUCUCUUGAUUCAUUGGGUUCGAAGCAUUGGAUUAGGGAGACGGGGGAGAGCAGGUGGGAGGUUGAUGAUUAUGAGAAUGUUGUUAUGAGUUUGAGGAAGUUGUGA
Fomitiporia mediterranea MF3/22 is the source of this 1719-nucleotide messenger RNA. RefSeq lists its product as uncharacterized. Bases 1 to 1719 code for a protein of 572 amino acids. NCBI's taxonomy places the organism in Eukaryota, Fungi, Basidiomycota, Agaricomycetes, Hymenochaetales, Hymenochaetaceae. The record is from RefSeq and is a predicted model, not a curated record. The transcript is spliced from 3 exons.